GCCAGCGCCAUGGGCCCAGCCUGCACCAGGCACGGCAUGGCAGGAGCCAUUGGAGAAGAAGCAGGAAGAGUUUCCGUCACUGGGAUCGGAGCCGAAGGUGCGGCCUCAAACGCUAUCACACUUGCGCAUAAUUUGCAGUUCCUGGUUGGAUAG
Symbiodinium pilosum is the source of this 153-nucleotide messenger RNA. The record is from the annotation of a GenBank genome assembly. NCBI's taxonomy places the organism in Eukaryota, Dinophyceae, Suessiales, Symbiodiniaceae.